AUGGCGUCUACUUUGGAUGGUGACAAAAGAUGUCAGCUUAAGGAGGAUAUCAUUAAACAGCUGUACCUUGUGGCUUAUAUGCAAGGCAGCAAGCUCCCAACAUGUCUUGUUACUAAUUCAAAAUGUAGCAAGGUUCAGGUUCGCGGGGAUGGACGUACGGCUGUUGACAUGAGAUCACAUGUACACCAAACUGUUUUACCAGUGGUUAUAAAAGCUGAUCACCCAAUUCCAGUCUCAUGUAGUGUUUAUUAUUUCGAGAUAACGGUUAAUGUUAAAAGUCGGUCUGGCUUACUUGCUUUGGGUGUAUGUUCAUCACGUUCAUCUACAAAUGAAUGGCCAGGCAUGGAGUUUACAUCGUAUGGUUACCACAGUAAUAGUGGGACAAUUUAUCACAAUUCCAAAGAACUACCCAUUUCUGCGCCUCGUUUCGGUGAAUCCGACAUAAUUGGUUGCGGUGUGAAUUUUGUUAAUAAUUCUGUUUUUUUCACUAAAAAUGGUGUAUUUAUUGGACCAAUUAGUGCAGGUAAAAAGUUGCCACAUCCAGUCUAUCCUUGUGUUGCUUUCGCUUGUCCUAAUUGUCAUGUGAGCGUCAAUUUCGGUCACCAUAAAUUUGCAUAUAACAUUGGCCAGUAUAUUGCUCGUGAACGUGCUGUAGCAAUAAGUACAGCAGUUGAUCGUAAAUGUAAUGAUCAGUUAGCCUAUGUGACAAUGAGAAAUUUAGUUGCAACCUAUCUAUUACACAACGGUUUCCUUGAGUCUGCUCAAGCUUUAGGUGAAUGGGUUACAAAGGCUUCUAUCGAUUCGUCUACUACGACCAAUGAAAACAAUGAUAACACUGACUAUGGUGUACAUCAGAAUGAUAGCAAUAACUAUGACACAAAUGGUGAGUCACCUGUAAAAUUAUCGGCAUCCGGAACAUCGAAUGGUGGUUGUCCAUCAUCCACAGAUAAACCUGUGUAUCAAAUGGAUUCAAUAGUAGAUUCUACGAAUGGCACUUGUCAUUUAGAUACUAAUCACAGUGAUAAUAAUCACAAUACUACUAACAUUGAUCAUACCAGUAAUAAUUCCGAUGAAUUAAAUGGUGAACACCGAUCGACAUUGCCAACAACGAUACCAUCAUCUAUGCCAACCAGUCAACAAGAUUGGUCGUCAACAAAUAUAGUCAAAUCACCAAAGGAUACACUUUUAAAUGAUUUAUUUCGUUGGCCUGAAGCUGUGGAUAUAUUAUUAAGACGAAGACAUUUAAGAGAGACUAUUCGUAAUGGCAAUUAUUUAUCUGCAUUAAAUCAAUUGAAGGAUUAUUUUCAAACCUUAUGGGAAAAUGAUCCAUCUAUUGCAUUUGUAUUAAAAUGUCAUCAUUUUAUAGAUUUAAUACGUCAACAUUAUGCAACUAAUUCUUCACAGGCACCUGUAUCUUUAAACGGUUUACCUGAAGAUAGUAACAAUGGUAAUACUAGGAAAACAUUACAAUCUAAUGGCUUCGCUACUCAUCGAAAUAAUCAAAAAAGAAUGAAACCUUCCAGCUCGUUAGAAUCUUCACCUGAAAUAUCAACAACAACAUCAACCACACCUAAUGAACACGAUUGUCAAUGUAAACAUUUGAUUAAUUCUAAUCAUAAUCAUUAUUCAAUCAAUUCAGAGAAUAAAUCUCAAACACCAAUUGAUACAAAUCAUUCUGUCAUCAAUCGAUCGUCUUGUUUAACAUCAACUACUAAUAAUUGUAAUUCUUCACAUAAUAGUAGUCCAUUAGAUUAUCAACCACCUGUUAGGCUUCGUUUUAACUUACCAAGUAAUGAAUGGAGUAAUGGAUUGUUAUCAACAACAACAACAACAGCACCAACAACAAAUGAUGAAUAUUGCUCUGAAAUUCUACCGUCAGUCUUUCCAAAACAUGGUCCUUCUUUUAAUGAUAUUAAUCAUUCUACUAAUGGUACUGCUGUUAGCCUUGAUAAUAAUAAUAAUGAUAAUAAUAGUAAGAAUAAUAAUGAUUCAUCAGACAUUAUUUGUCCUGUUAUGUUCCCUGUCUAUGCAGAAAACAAUCAUAUCAAGGCUAAUGAAAUUAUCACAAAUGGCAAUUCAAUUUAUUCGCUAAUUCAUAAUGCUGAUGAUAAUUCUGCCCUGUCUUUGUCUGACAUCAAUUCAAUUCAUCAUGAGAAUAAUUUUAAAGAAACUAAACAAAAUGGUGGUGAUUUAUUGCAUUCAAUCACUGGUAAUGGACAUUGUUAUGAUAAUUCCAUUCAUACUAAUCAUCUACUUCAUCAAGAUUAUUUUAAUAAUAAUGAUGACGAUGAUGUUGAUGAAAGUGCAGAUCAAGUAUUAAAUAAUGAACUACGUGAUUUAAUUGAAUAUGGACGUAAUUUACGAUCAAGUGCAUUAGAAUUGCAUCGUCAAGAAGUGAUCAGUUUGGAACAAUGGUUAUUUUUAAGUGAUGCAUUCAGUUUAGUUGCAUAUCAAAAUCCGUAUAAAAGUCCACUUAGUGAUUUGUUACAUCCAAAAUACCGAGAAUUACUAGCUGAUGCUGUAAAUGAUGCUAUUUUAGUACAUUUAAAACAACCUUGUCGUCCGGUUUUGGAUAUAGCUUUAACAUAUUUAGAACAUGUUUUAACCGAUGAAGGUUCAUCGUUUAAUGCAACUACCAAUGGAUCGUUUGCCUUUUAUCGUUUCAAAUCUAGUCAACCAAAUGUUAAUGGAUUAUCUGUUGAUCCUUUACAAAAUAUAAAUGCUACUUGUAAUACUACCACUACAACUGAUAAUAGUUGUCCUACAUCUAGAACAGCUAAUCAAACACCGAUUAAUGAAUCUACAACAACACUCGUUUCACGUGAUACUCCAACUACACCAAAUCGUAGUAUAGCAAUUGGUAUAAUGCAUCGUAAUGAUAUUGAUCAUGAAACACGUCAUAUAACCGCUGAUGUUCAAACAUACGCUUUAAGUUUAAAUGAAUUCAACGGUUCUGGAAAUCUACUUCGUCCUGCUAGUACUUCAAUUAUAUCAAGUUCUUUGUAUGUUCCACCAUCGGCAUUAAUUUCGUUGACUGGACGAAACAAUAAUCCAACUACUCGAAGUCCCGAUACACAGAGAUCAUCAUCAUCAGCGACAUCACGUGCAAGACCAACAAGUUUACAAAAUUUAAUUCAUCAACGAAAUCAAUCACAAUCUACUGAUUAUCAAACUACUACUACUUCUACUACUACUCCUACUACUACCACCACUGCUAAUACAUUGGCUUCUGUUAGUACUAGCACUUCACCUUCACAUUUCAAUCGUUUUCUAGUCACAACAUCCAAUUGGCCUGUUUCUGCACCUUUUUCCUCAUCGUCAGCUACCACUGCUACUGCUACAACAACAACCACUACUACUAGAACUCAAAAUCCUAAUCGAUUCUCACCGUCACGUGUUACAGUUACCUCUUCUCUUACUAAUACACAUGCACCGACUGGACCGGAAUUAGCAGGAUUUUUUCAUCCCAUUUUAUUUAUAGGAUAA
Molecule: messenger RNA, 3486 nt
Organism: Schistosoma turkestanicum
Lineage: Eukaryota; Metazoa; Platyhelminthes; Trematoda; Strigeidida; Schistosomatidae
Source: the annotation of a GenBank genome assembly